Molecule: messenger RNA, 2386 nt
Organism: Hydractinia symbiolongicarpus
Lineage: Eukaryota; Metazoa; Cnidaria; Hydrozoa; Anthoathecata; Hydractiniidae
Product: synaptotagmin-2-like
Exons: 6
Coding region: 123-1205 (360 amino acids)
Biological process (GO): regulation of dopamine secretion; calcium ion-regulated exocytosis of neurotransmitter; cellular response to calcium ion
Molecular function (GO): phosphatidylserine binding; calcium-dependent phospholipid binding; calcium ion binding
Source: RefSeq, a predicted model, not a curated record
AGCGCUGCAUUAAAUUAUUUCGUUGAUUUUUUAACUAGCUAAUUUAAUCCAUCCAGCUAGCGACAACUUUUUUUCUUCUUUCAUUAAUAAAAGUGACUUAAUCUCAGUAUAAAUUUUUAAAAAUGGAUAUCAAGGACAUUAAAGGUGACAUAACAGGUAAAGCCACCGAUGUCUGGUCAAAGAACAAGUAUGCUAUUAUUGGAGCAGUAGCUGGCCUCCUUGUCUUUUUCUGCGUUAUGUGUUAUUGCUGUAUAAGAUGUCGGAGAAAGAAGAAGAAGAAGGACGCCGAAAAAAUCAAACUGAAAGGUGCCAAGCCGACAAAAAAAUUAAAGCGAAUUCAACCAAAUAAAACUGAAAGAAAAGCAAUGGAAGAACUUGGCUCAGUAAAAUUUACUUUGCAGUAUGACAAGACGAGUGAAAUGUUGAUGGUGAAAGUGUUGGAGACUACAGAUGUUCCUGUGCGUGAUCUAAGCGGUUAUGCUUAUGCUUUCGUUGUUGUGAAGCUACUCCCCCAUCAUGAACAUGAAGAGGCGGAGUAUAAAACAAAGAUGGUUCGCGCUGGAUUCUGGCCUGCAUUCGGUGAUAUGUUCUCUUUCGUUAUCGAAAAGGAGGAUUUGAAAGAACAGGUGUUAUAUUUGUAUCAGUACGAAUUGAAUCGAUGGUCAAAACAGGACGGUAUUGGACAGAUAGCAUAUGAGGUUAAGGAUGGAAAUCUUUUAAGUGAGAAAGUGGGUGAAAUUGAAGUGACUCGAAAGUUGCGACCCUAUAAUCCUUUGCUAGGAUUGGAAGUAGAAGCAGGUGCUGUUUACCUGGCGUUGGAGUAUGAUGCAGAAACAUGGGAAUUAAAGGUGGAAAUUCGACAAGCCGAUAUCAUUCCACAGGAUGAAGAUCAAGAAAAAGCCAGUUCCUAUGUAACUUUGACGUUGUUGAAUAAAGACGACGAAAAACUGGAGAAACGCAGAACAAGCAACAAACGGGGCACGUUACAACCUUCUUACGAUACCGAAGUGACAUAUAACGUGCCAGAUAACUUGUUACCUGAAGUCAAAAUGUUAUUAAAACUCAAGUCAAAGCAUUAUUUUAAACCUAGCUCGGUGCUUGGUAAAACUACUAUUUUGCCGACAUCUGAUAAUUGGAAACAAUUAUUAGACAAGGAAUAUACCGAGGGUUGGUUUUCCGUUUUUACGAAACCUAAAACGAAAUAAAUUAUAUAGGAAAUAUAUAGUAAGCUUAAUAUUAGUAAUGUCACAAAACACUCAUUCGGAAGCGCGGCGACCAUUCGAUCAUUCGAACCUUUAAAAUCACAAUUGUUCGAUCUUCGAAUUCUGUAGGAAUGAGGUUAAAUGCUUGCAUUGCUUCAGGGAGUACAACCGUUCUUCGAGUUAAUUCGAACCUUUUACUGUUCAGUGUAUAUGAAAUGCACAACCUUCUCUUUACAUGACUUGUUAUUCUAGGCCUUGUAAAAAGUGGUGAGAGGAAUAUUUUACUUGUAAAAUGAUUUUAUAACUUCAUUUUUUAAUUUCCAAUUCUUUGUAUAUGAGUUGUGUUUUGUUUUUUAGUGAUUUGACUCGAAAAAUAUAAUUUUUCAUGUAUUGCAAAAUUUGAAGUACAAUAGCUUCAUAUUUUUUAGUUACCGAAUGCUCAAUUAAGCGUCAGGGGAACUUUUGAUAUCAAAACGUAUUCAUUUACAUAUCCUGGGAGAGCUUAAUCUGGACAUGGGGCGCUUAAUCCGGACAGGGAGCGCUUUUUAAGGAGGGCGCUUAGUCGAGCAUUUAAGGUUUAAUCUUGAACUUGCACUGCAUGCUUUUUACAUAACCAAACAGAGGAGGUUUUUUAAUUAUUUCAUGAUUUUAAUACCAAACUUUAGUAUAACUGAGUUAGGUGUUAUCUCGUUUUGGUUGGACUUAGUGCGUCUCUCUUAAAGUAAUGAACAACUGCAAUUUACAAUAAAGUUAAAUUUUUUUUAAAAAAAAAUUGUGUCAAGCAAAGUGGGAUAUUAAGACAUUGUAUGCUUCCCGAAAUUUUCUUAUUUUUCUGAGCAAAAUAAACUGUACUAAGAAAAGUUUUCAAAAUCUUUGGUUUCUUAUAACGAAUCUUUUAUAAAAAAAGGGUAUAGAAGGAAUUUUACGAAUGAGAGGAAAAAAAGCGGUUUGUAGAAGCACUAAAUGCUGCGUAUGAGCUUGCUUAAAUUUUAUGGGAUUAGCAACUUUUUCUAAAAAUAUUUCAAAAAAGUAUAUUUUCAUUAAUGUUGUGACGACAUUAUUUUAUAAAACGUGCGCAGUGCUAUCAGGUUGAGAAUUUUUUUUGUCUUUUUUAUACAUUGUAAUAUUUGUAUCUGGUAUUUAAUAUUUCAUUUUUUAAGAUGAAAGAGAAAUUUUAUUGGAAA